This is a messenger RNA of Mesitornis unicolor (brown roatelo), 2405 nucleotides long. It is a transcript of the gene SF3A1, whose product is annotated as splicing factor 3a, subunit 1, 120kDa. The record is from RefSeq and is a predicted model, not a curated record. NCBI's taxonomy places the organism in Eukaryota, Metazoa, Chordata, Aves, Mesitornithiformes, Mesitornithidae. Gene Ontology annotation, cellular component: U2-type prespliceosome; U2 snRNP; catalytic step 2 spliceosome. Gene Ontology annotation, biological process: mRNA cis splicing, via spliceosome; regulation of alternative mRNA splicing, via spliceosome. The transcript has 15 exons. Gene Ontology annotation, molecular function: RNA binding; protein binding. The annotation marks the transcript as partial.
CCAGAAGAGGAGCCAAAAGAGGAAGCAGCACCAGCCAAGCCUGUGGUAGGAAUUAUUUAUCCUCCUCCAGAGGUCAGGAAUAUUGUGGACAAGACUGCCAGCUUCGUGGCCAGGAAUGGUCCAGAAUUUGAAGCUCGAAUUCGUCAGAAUGAAAUAAAUAACCCCAAGUUCAAUUUCUUGAAUCCAAAUGAUCCUUACCAUGCAUACUACCGGCACAAAGUCAGCGAGUUCAAGGAGGGCAAAGCACAGGAGCCCUCGGCUGCUAUUCCCAAGGUCAUGCAGCAGCAGCAAAGCGCUCAGCAGCAGCUGCCACAGAAGGUGCAGGCCCAGGUGAUCCAGGAGACAGUCGUUCCAAAAGAGCCACCUCCGGAGUUCGAGUUCAUUGCAGAUCCUCCCUCCAUCUCAGCAUUUGACUUGGAUGUAGUGAAGCUAACGGCGCAGUUUGUGGCUCGGAACGGGCGGCAGUUCUUGACUCAGCUGAUGCAGAAAGAGCAGAGGAACUACCAGUUUGACUUCCUUCGCCCCCAGCACAGUCUCUUUAACUACUUCACGAAGCUGGUGGAGCAGUACACAAAGAUCUUGAUCCCACCGAAAGGCUUACUGCUCAAACUCAAGAAAGAGGCCGAAAAUCCCAAGGAAGUCCUAGACCAGGUUUAUUACAGAGUGGAGUGGGCAAAGUUCCAGGAGCGAGAGAGAAAGAAGGAAGAGGAGGAGAAGGAAAAGGAGCGUGUUGCUUAUGCCCAGAUUGACUGGCAUGACUUUGUGGUCGUGGAAACAGUUGACUUUCAGCCCAAUGAGCAAGGGAAUUUCCCUCCUCCCACCACUCCAGAAGAGCUGGGAGCUCGAAUCCUGAUCCAGGAGCGGUAUGAGAAGUUUGGGGAAAGUGAGGAGGUGGAGAUGGAGGUGGAGUCAGAUGAGGAAGAUGAAAAGCAAGAGAAAACAGAUGAGCCCCCAGCUCAACUGGAUCAAGACACACAAGUGCAGGAUAUGGAUGAGGGUUCAGAUGAUGAAGAUGAAGGUCAGAAGGUUCCUCCUCCUCCAGAAACCCCGAUGCCACCACCUCUUCCUCCCACGCCAGAUCAGGUCAUUGUGCGGAAAGAUUAUGAUCCCAAAGCCUCAAAACCAUUGCCACCCGCUCCAGCUCCAGAUGAGUAUCUUGUUUCCCCCAUCACUGGAGAGAAAAUUCCUGCCAGUAAAAUGCAAGAACACAUGCGAAUUGGUCUCCUGGAUCCUCGAUGGUUGGAGCAGCGUGAUCGAUCCAUCCGUGAAAAGCAGAGUGAUGAUGAGGUGUAUGCCCCAGGUUUGGAUAUUGAAAGCAGCUUGAAGCAGCUGGCAGAGCGCCGUACUGAUAUCUUUGGUGUAGAGGAGACUGCCAUUGGUAAAAAGAUCGGUGAAGAAGAAAUCCAGAAACCAGAGGAAAAGGUGACCUGGGAUGGCCACUCGGGCAGCAUGGCUCGCACACAACAGGCUGCUCAGGCCAAUAUUACUCUCCAAGAGCAAAUCGAAGCUAUCCAUAAGGCCAAGGGCCUGGUGCCAGAAGAUGACAGCAAGGAGAAGAUCGGUCCCAGCAAACCCAAUGAGAUGCCCCAGCCACCGCCUCCUUCAUCAGCAUCAAAUCCCCCGGCCAGUGCUCAGCCUAUCACAUCUGUGCCUCGCCCACCCACAAUGCCCCCUCCCGUUCGUGCCGCUGUUGUUUCUGCAGUUCCAGUCAUGCCUCGGCCCCCUAUGACUCCUGUGGUCCGUUUGCCGCCGGGAUCUGUCAUAGCCACCCCCAUGCCACCAAUAAUCCACACCCCGCGCAUCAACGUGGUCCCCAUGCCGCCCUCUGCUCCUCCCAUCAUGAGCCCCCGCCCGCCUCCCAUGAUAGUGCCAACAGCGUUUGUUCCUGCUCCUCCUGUGGCUCCGGUUCCUUCCCCAGCGCCGAUGCCUCCUGUCCACCCGCCGCCCCCCAUGGAGGAUGAGCCGGUCUCAAAGAAACUGAAGAGCGAAGACAGCCUGAUUCCAGAGGAGGAGUUCCUGCGCAGGAACAAGGGUCCAGUCACGGUCAAAGUCCAGGUUCCCAACAUGCAGGACAAGACAGAAUGGAAGCUGAACGGCCAAGUGCUGGUGUUCACCCUGCCCCUCUCAGACCAGGUGUCUGUUAUAAAGGUUAAGAUCCACGAGGCCACAGGGAUGCCGGCUGGGAAACAGAAGCUGCAGUAUGAGGGCAUCUUCAUCAAGGAUUCGAACUCCCUGGCUUACUACAACAUGACGAGUGGCUCUCUGAUUCACCUGGCGCUCAAGGAAAGAGGAGGCAGAAAGAAAUAAGAGCUGUGGAGCCCAGACACAGCAUGGCUGCGUGUAACUCUGACCCUUUGAAUCCUCCGACCCUUUGAAUCCUCCGACCUUUUAGGGGCUCCCGUGGC